UCACAAGGCGGUCCCGAGGUGUCCACGUCAGUCGAUGUGGCGGUGCAAGCUAAUCCUCCAGAUAAACGACUACUCAAAACCCUACUACAACAAGGCAAUGCCGAUGUAAACAUCAAUGGAGGAAUAGCCGUGGAGCACGCCGUGCUGCAAUCCGACCCGGAAGUCGUCGAGAUGGUUCUUGGUCUAGGGCAGCCCAAUGACGAAAGUCUGGAACGAGGCUUGAAGGCUGUCGCAAAGCUCCCAACAUCCCCUAAUAAAACAGACAAAUUGAAUUCGAUACUACGCCGAACAAGAUCGAGCGACACUGUUACUUCGCUGCUUAUACAAGAGGUGCAAGCCGUGUUAAAGGUGCCUCCUCACGAGCAAAAUUUCUCGUCGAUAAAGGUCUUGUUGGCAAAUGGCGCUGAUAUCAACGCUAUGAACGCUGAGGCAUUGUGCCGCACGAUCGCUGCAGCAAACAUGCAGUUAGCAGAGGUUCUAUUCGCUACUAAACCGAAUGCCAAUUCAAUGGCAUUUGCUAUGCCUCAUGCUCUCCGUAUUCGCGAUUUGAUGGAUAGACUAACAUUCACGCAAAAGAUCCUAGAGAGCGGUAUACAACCAAACGAAGUAAAUAGGGCCCUCGUCUUCGCCGUUAACACCUACCCUGAUGAUAUACCCUUGAUCAAUACCCUCUUGGCCGGCGCUGAUACACGUGAUGGCCAAGCCCUAAUGGAGGCAAUCAAGAGGGAGAAACAAGAUAUUGUGGAAUUAAUCUUACGCAAGAAGACUUUUCCAGUCGAGAUUCUCAACACUGGCUUCACACAUGCGACGAGAGGCAAAAACAAGAGAUCGAGGAGUAUGUCUUCUAUGAAUUUGUUAAAAGCCGGUGCAUCAGGAGAUGUAGUAUCAGAUGCGUUAUUAGCAGCAGCGACAGAUGGCGACCUAGAUUUCGGCACGAUCUUAGUACAGAACGGUGGCAGUGUAGAGCACAAGGACGGCCAGGCGAUUAUAGAGGCCUGUAAAUCGGGGGCCGUCGAGGUUCUAGCAAUGCUAUUAGCAGGUAAUUCUAAAGUAGCAGAGAAAACGCUACAAAGAGGCUUUCAAGCCGCUACGCAAGUGGGAGACCUAAAGAAGCGGGCUGAAGUAUUCAAGUUACUGCUACAGAUGGGUGUUACCGGAGAAGUGGUUGAUUCCCAGCUUAUAUCCGCCGUUAGGUACGGUGACGAUGGGAAAGACCUAGUGACACUUCUGCUGGUAUAUGGAGCAAGUCCCGAUUAUAACGACGGGGAUGCUGUCGAAAAAGCGGCAAGAAGCGCUUUCUUAGGCAACUUGGAGAUGUUAUUGGGUAUAAUCGACGUCGGGGGACGUCAAAAACGCCCAUCUUCUCAUACGUUAGUUCGCGCAAUAGAUGCGUGCUGGGACCUUAGCAGGGACACGAGGUUUACCGUCUUGAAUUGGGUAUUUAAAGUAGGAAAGCCUGUCCCCAGCGCCGUCCAUAAUGCAUUAAACCGCGCAGUCAACGAAGAAGAACCCGAAGAAAGACUCAUCGAAUUACUCAUUAGUAAUCGGGCAUCUCCAGCUGCGAACGGCUGCCAGACUCUGAUUGAUGCGACAAAAACUCUAACACCCGCGGCCUUCGCUAAUCUUUUGGAGUCGCGGAUAACUGCCGAAGAUGCUUCUUUAGUAUUUAGCAAAGCAUUCGUGGCUGAAAAUGUCGCCUCAUGGCUAUCUAGUCGUGGUUAUGAAAUUGCGAAGCACCUACUUGAGAAAGGCGCUGCUGGUGAUGGGGUGGGCGCCGCGUUCGCUGCAGUCCUGGGUCUAUAUGUUGAGACACAUGCAUCACUGGCCAACAAUUUUGUCGACUUGCUCCUUAAAUAUGGCGCGGACGUUAACUAUAACAACGGAGAAGCAUUUCAAAAUGCGGCUGCUCAGGGAGACCCCGAUCUUCUGAAGAGAUUAUUACGAGAGAACCCAAAUGCACAGGCAAUGACGUUUGCGUUCCCUCGGAUCUUCGAUGCCACUGCAUCUGAAGAUGAUGUGUACGACCUUAUCACGAUAUUCAUAGAACACAAUGACGGUCAAAGCCAGAUGGACGUUGCAUUCACUCAAUCUGACUCACAGCCCGUCCUCAUCAGAGCAUUAUGCCAAUUCCCUCGAUCAACGAAGAUCCUCGGUGCGCUUUUAGAUGCUGGUUUCUAUCACGACCAGAUGACAACGUGCAAAGUGAUGGAGGAGGUCGAUGAAGAGCCCGUGACACUUCUAAUGUGGGCGCUGUUACAGCCCCAGAAGAAAAUCAGCAGCGGAGUAAUCAACUUAUUAAUAGAAAGAGGUGCUAAGGUGAAUCACGAGACACCUAUUUCCCAUGUCACGCCUCUAAUGUUGGCCAUACAAUGUCAUCGCCAGGAUAUCGUUAAAUCCCUGUUAUUGGCAGAUGCCGAUGUUGACAUAACAGACGCUACAGGGAGGUCUCCAUUGUCGAUGGCGUCUGCCGUUGGCGGUGAUCUAGCCAUUACCAUGAUGUCGAACUUGCUAGCCGCAGGCGCUUCUAGGAACGACGGUUCGCUCCACAACGCAGCUCGAGAACUCAAUCUGCAAGCCAUGCAAAUUCUAGUUCAAUAUAAACACGACCCUGAUUUCCCAAGUUCGCUCCAUGAUGGACGUAGUGCUCUUGGUGAGCUAUGCCUCCACGCUGCCGACGUAGGCGAAAUUACUCCUCGUCGAGAGAAAGCAAUGGAGAAGGCGAUCAACUUCCUUCUUGCAAGUGAAUCCGACGUUACCCUCCAAUCUAACGGUAAAUCGGUUCUACUUUUAGCGUUAGAGUCGGUUGACCCCCUCACUACUACGAAAGUCUUAUUACGAGCAGAUAUGUGGAAAUUCAUCAACAAACCCUUCAAUUACUACUCCGACGGCAAAUACACAUAUUCUCCCACUAUGUACGUCCAGCGCGUAUUGCCAGACUCAGAUCACAAGUCGCAACUCCUAGCAUUACUACGGGCGAAUCGUGGGAUCGAUGUUUACUAUGCCAAUACCGGUCCGCAACCCGACGACGCCAUAGGCAUGCCUACAAGCGUCCAGCUUGAGGAACAAGAACGAAAAUCACGCUUAGCCCGCCUUCAAGAAGAGAACGAAGAACAUACUCGCGCCAUCCAGCGGAACAAGGAGCUUGCCGCAGUACAGGCACAGAUAUGGGCUAGCCAGGCAGAAUUGGAGGACGCGCGCAAGAAGAAGUCGCACAAUGCGGACUUAACGGCGAUUCAGGAGCGCGCACGCGUCGAGGAAGAACUCUUCAAUUCGGCGAUGCGACAACAGCGCACGCGCCAUAUAGUCGAGGUUCAACACCAGGAGGCGCUUACCCACGCAGGGCUAACCCGGGCCCAAGCCAUCGCGGACGCGGAACUCGCAGUUGAAGCGCAGAAACAGAGCCGCAUGCUCAAAUGGGAGCGCGAUAUGGGUAGCGAGCGCGUGGGCAACGCGAACCAACUGAGCAGUAUCAGACUCAGAGAACGAGAAGAGCUGGAGAUUUUGGAUAAGGCUGCGGAUCAAAGGCUCAAGGUCAGGCUGCAGGAACAGAAGAAAUUGGUCGAUAGCCAGAGUACGCUGGCGGCGAACAUUGCGGGCGCUGGAUCGGGCGCUAGAAGGCAGAUUGGGUACGUUAGUGGGGAGCUCGGGCCUGAUUAGGCUUGCUUUUAGCGUUGGAGCGGGGUGUAUGGGGUUAAAGUUUUGGAAAUGGUGCGCAAGAUUUUGGAGUCGAGAAUGCAUUUUGGGGCUCCUGACAUAUUUGAGAAGAAACUACUUCGUGAUAUUGAAGAUAUGAAGCUACUUUGCGAGAGUAGGGAUAUCCGUGGGCUUGCUGUUAAGAGAAUAGGGAUAUAUAGAUCAGUUAUUCUAUAUGUCAAUUGAGAUAAUUGAUGGAUACCAUUUGAGAUGGAUGUUUCGAUUCAUUCCCC
Molecule: messenger RNA, 3926 nt
Organism: Annulohypoxylon maeteangense
Lineage: Eukaryota; Fungi; Ascomycota; Sordariomycetes; Xylariales; Hypoxylaceae
Exons: 1
Coding region: 172-3657 (1161 amino acids)
Cellular component (GO): cytoplasm; nucleus
Molecular function (GO): protein binding
Source: RefSeq, a predicted model, not a curated record